This is a messenger RNA of Penicillium oxalicum, 3585 nucleotides long. Its product is annotated as guanine nucleotide exchange factor. Gene Ontology annotation, biological process: positive regulation of GTPase activity; Ras protein signal transduction. The transcript has a single exon. The coding region runs from base 1 to 3585 and encodes 1194 amino acids. Gene Ontology annotation, cellular component: plasma membrane. NCBI's taxonomy places the organism in Eukaryota, Fungi, Ascomycota, Eurotiomycetes, Eurotiales, Aspergillaceae. Gene Ontology annotation, molecular function: guanyl-nucleotide exchange factor activity; protein binding. The record is from RefSeq and is a predicted model, not a curated record.
AUGAAGCCAAAUAUUCCACCAUUGAAGAUCGCAAAAUCCAACCUCAACAGAGAUCCAUCGAUCGCAUCACCAACUACAUUCGCUUCUCAGCGUGCACAUUUGCACUUUAAUUCAGAUUCCCUCGGCCAGUCCGAGAUGACUCCGCCCCUAACACCUCAAGGAAAUAUUCAACUGGACCAAACAAUGGAGCCACACGAGAUCCCACGGCCAGUCUUUCACAACUAUCUACGCGCUUUCUAUCCUUUCCACCCCGCCGGAGAUGUGUCUCCAUCCACCAUUACGCUUCCUCUUGACCAGGGCGACAUCAUUCUGGUUCACUCCGUGCACACCAAUGGCUGGGCCGAUGGCACUCUUCUCGAUUCUGGGAAUCGAGGCUGGCUACCCACGAAUUAUUGCGAAGCCUACGACCAAAUACCCAUGCGUCCAUUAUUAAAAGCAUUGACCGAUUUUUGGGACAUCAUCCGUGGAGGCUGUGGCUCCUCCCUCCGGGACUUUGGUAACCAAGACUUGAUGCGAGGGCCAAUCGCGGGUGUUCGCUUUUUGUUGGAAAAAUCCGAGUGUCUGACGAGAGAGGCGCCACUGGUAAAGCAGUUUGAUGGGCUGCGCCGGAUUCGUAAAGCCUUGCUAUCAGAUCUGUCUUCCCUAGUGAAGACCGCCAAACGGUUCCAAGAUGUUGCUAACGGCGUCCCGUCCGAGGAGGAGGUUGAAGCCAUCCUCGAUGAGAUGCUGCUUAAGGCUUUCAAGAUUGUUACUCGAGGCGUGCGUUUCCUCGACGUCUGGAACGAGGAAGUAGGUCUGAGCAGGACAAUUGCUGAAAUGGAAACGGCGGGUGUCCGGGGCGAGAUGCCUCCAACCCCAGUUUCUGGAACCUUUGCGGCAACGGGCCCGGCUUCAAGUUCGAACUCUCAACCCGAGCGCAAUGCAUCGAGGCAGACGAGCCACAGUCGCACAGCUUUCAGUCGAACAUCUGUGCGGACGGAGACUUUGGAUCAGCCCAGACCCAUGUCGGUGUCCACCAAACGGAUCUCCAUUUCACAUCGAAUUUCAUAUUCUGGCCCAUCCUCCGCGGUUCGCGUGCAGGACCUUGCUUCGGAGCGCCUGGUGACCUCUUAUGACGCCUUUCUGAGCGUGCUGGGAUCGUUUAUCGGAUUGCAUAUGCAGUCGCGAUCUUCAACAGAGUUGGUCACCACCACGCAGCAGGCAAUGCAGUCAUGUCGUUCUCUGCUGGCCGUGGUCGAAGCUGUCUGUGAGCACGACUCGCCACGGACCCUUCUCCUCCAAGAGGCACGCGAGUCAAUGUGCGAGAGGCUGUCGGAGCUGGUCCAAGCAGCUCGAGAUGUGUUUCGUCCGGCCCACACUCACGAUGACGACCUCAUCUUUAUGCCGGACGAAGGGAAGCGUCUUGUCGACGCUGCAACGGACUGCGUUCGUGCCGCGGGCAACUGCCUGGCCAAAGCUCGCCUGGUGCUGGAGCACAUUGGGGAUCUGGAGUUGGAUUCUUUAGAUGACCAGUCUGACAGCACACAGAACAUGUCUGCUAUUACCGAGCCUGAAACCACCGCCUGUACGAACUCUGAAAAGACGAAACGGCAAGACCUCUCGAUCAAUCUUCCUCCCGUGUCGCUCACGAUUCCAAUCUCGACCUAUUCCCCUUCUACCCCUGGUCUCACAGACGCAACCACUCCCUCAUCAUUGCAAUCGCACCUGAACUCGACCUGCACCCCCGCCCACCCUCUGGCCUCCUCGUCCCUCCCCGAUUCCGUCUCUGCAUCCGCUCCUCCUGACCAAACUUGUUCUUUCUCCUCAUACAACAGCGACUUUCGUGAAAGUCAUCCCAGGUCCGACGUCAGUGAAUCUUUUGGUCGUGGUGUAACCAGCACCGGCAGCAGCUUCACAUAUCACAGCCACAUGCGAGACUCCGAAAUGAGUGGGCUUUCGCGUACUUCGACCCGCGCUACUUCCCCUGACAUCGGCGGCAGCUUCCAAGGCAGCUUCAAAGUUCCCUCUCUCAAAGAGAGUGUCAGCUACUCCACUUUGGCAGAAGAGACCGAAGAGACAGAGGCCCACCUCCUGGAGAAGACCUACGCUCACGAGUUGGUGUACAAGGAACGACAGGUGAUGGGCGGGAGUCUCCGGGCUCUCAUCGAGAAGCUUACCGCCCACCAAUCUACGCCGGAUGCCACCUUUGUCUCUACUUUCUACCUCACCUUCCGACUGUUCGCCACGCCCUUGGAGUUUGCCCAGGGUCUGGCGGAGCGGUUCGAGUACAUCGGGGACACCCCCCAUGCCGCUGGGCCGGUUCGCUUGCGUGUCUACAAUGUCUUCAAGGGCUGGCUUGAAUCACACUGGCGCCACGAUCGAGAUGACUCUGCCCUGGAGUUCAUCACUGUCUUUGCAAAGACGCGAUUGAGCGCGGAUCUACCUACUGCCGGCAGGCGAUUGUAUGAACUUGCUGAGAAAGUGGCUACCGUCCACGGCCCACUUGUUCCACGCUUGGUCUCCUCCAUGGGUAAGACUAACACCGCCAUUGCUCAGUAUAUCCACCCGGAUACUCCAUUGCCACCUCCAAUUCUCGGCAAGAAGGAGACGAACUUGCUUCGGCAAUGGAAAAAUGGCGAGGCGUCGCUUUCCAUCUUGGACUUUGAUCCGCUGGAACUCGCCCGUCAGCUCACCAUCAAAGAGUCGCGCAUCUUCUGUGCCAUCCUCCCGGAGGAGCUUCUCGACACUGAGUGGACCCGGAAAUCCGGCUCGCUUGCUGUCAACGUUCGCGCGAUGUCCACGUUAUCCACGGAUCUUGCACAUCUCGUUACUGACUCAAUUCUUUACUUGGAGGAGCCGAAGAAACGCGCGGCGACGAUUAAACACUGGGUCAAGAUCGCCAACAAGUGCCUGGAAUUGGACAAUUACGAUUCUUUGAUGGCCAUCAUUUGCUCCUUGAACUCCUCUAUGAUUUCUCGGCUGAGACGCACAUGGGAUGUCGUCUCACAAAAAACCAAAACUACGCUGGAACACCUGCGCGGUGUGGUGGAUAUUUCGCGCAAUUAUGCUGUUCUCCGCCAACGACUGCAAAAUCGAGUUCCCCCUUGCCUACCUUUCGUUGGAACUUAUCUCACCGACCUCACCUUUGUCGAUCAUGGCAAUCAGCCCUUGCGCUCCUUGCCCACCGAAGAUGGUGAGAUGGCCGUGAUCAAUUUUGAUAAGCACAUGAAAACUGCCCGGAUUAUCAGCGAGCUCCAGCGGUUCCAAAUUCCUUAUCGUCUCACCGAGGUUCCCGAGCUUCAAGCUUGGAUGCAAAACGAGUUUGUCCGCGUGCGUUCCAACGGGGAGAGCCCCCAACAAACCUUCUAUCGUCGCUCAUUAGUCCUUGAACCAAGAGAGACUUGCCGAAGUGGUGGCAAUCUCCAUGCUCAGGCGCAAGCGCAAUCUCCAGCGGAGCCGGCCACCAACCCCUCUACCCCAUCACAACACAACCACCCCGAAGAACACUCUCAGACAUCGUCGAUUCUCGAAAACGCCAAGGAGAAGCUCGAAUUUUUAUCUUGGGCAAACCCAUCCAAAUCCAAGCCAGUGGUUUCCAACGGCUAG